UAAAUGGGCAAAUCAAGAUGGCGUGCCCUGAUGAAGCAGGAAAUACAUUUGGGUCUGAAUAAAACUUCUUACCGAUUACACUCGAAAAGGAGGUGUCUUCUUGAAGAGAACUGACAAGACUAUUGGGAGUAUCAAGACGGAGCAGAUAUCGAUUCUCUAAAUGGCUGCGAGGAAGUCUGGAACAGAUACCUACAACACCGGCCCCGUCAGCUACCUUGAUGAUGUUCCAUUCAGGCUCAAUGACAAGUUCCGCUGUCCAGCCAAAGUGGGCCUUCCCAUCGGAUUCUGUCUGCCUGACUGCGGCACGGUCAUGGCGGACAUGCAGUAUGACUUUUCGCUGGAGAGGCGGACUGUGCGCUGGGGGGAGGAGCUUGCCCACGCCCGCGCUGCAGAGGCGGAGGCAGCAGAAGCGGCGGCGGCAGCUGCUACCAACGGCCAAUCCGAGCAGGAGGCCCAGGCCAAUUCCGUUCAGGACUCUGACGGUGGAUUGGCCGGUGGCAAGCGGGCCCGCCCCUCCGAUGAGCAUGAGCUGCCUCCCCCGGCACUGAACCCCGUCCUGGCGGGCCUGAGCCACAACGCCAUCCUCACCCCGCUGCCAGCCCCCAGCAUAGGCGCGCCCAACGCCUCCAGCCAGCCGCCCCACCCCUCCCAUGGCCUCAACCUGGCCGACUUUGAGCGCGAGGAGGACCCCUUCGACAAGCUGGAGCUCAAGACGCUGGACGACAAGGAGGAGCUGAGGAGCAUCCUACAAGCCCAGCCUCAGUCUGAGCCCCCUGCACCCGCCCCGGCUCCUGCCCCUGCCCCUGCCCCGUCCCCCGCCCCCACCCCGGACCCGCGCCGCAGCUGCACACCACCCCUGCAGUCCAAAGCGGGCCUGUACCACAAGCCCAACGGCCUGGUGGCGCUGCUGGACCUGGAGCGGGUGGCGGCUGGGGGUGUCAGCGGGUUUAGCCACAUGGACCCCGACCGGCCAUGCAAUAUCCGCUCGCUCACCUUCCCCAAGCUCUCCGACCCGGGCGACUCCCCCGCGGACGCUAGCCCCUUCCACAGUGGCUACAUGUCAGGCCCUCCGCGCCCUGGCGUAACCAAUGGCAACCCCCCCACCCUGCAGAGGACUGUCCCAUCAUCCCACUCCCACAACACCCUCCCACAGGAGCCGCUCACGUACAUGCACACGCACACGCAGAACAAUGGCACGCCCAAGCAGUGUGUCCCCGUGUCUAGACCGGCCCCAGGGUCACUGCCGUGCGGGGGAGCCCUGCUGAGCCUGUCCCCUGCCGAGCGCCAGUGUGUGGAGACCAUCGUGAGCAUGGGCUACUCCUACGAGGGCGUCAUCAAAGCCAUGCAGAGACAGGGACAGAACGUGGAGCAGGUGCUGGAUUACUUGUUCAUCCAUACCCGUCUGUGUGAGCGAGGCUUUGAUGCCAGCGCAGUUGAAGAGUGUCUAGAAAUGUACCAGUGUUCAGAGGAGAAGGCCCUGGAGUUCCUCCAGCUCAUGUCUCGGUUUGGGGAGAUGGGCUUUGAGCGGGACACCAUCAAAGAGGUGCUGCUGGUGCACAACAACGACCAGGACAAAGCCCUGGAGGACCUGAUGGCCCGUGCUGCUACAGCCAGCUGAGCCCCCCGCACCCCGCCUGUUUCCCAGCAUGCCCGGAUCCGCCAUGUUGCAAGGCUGCCACCCACAGAGAUGGAGAAAGGGAGAGGAAAGAAAGAGGGGUGGCAGGGUGACAAGGGCUGUGGGCUGAGCCUUUUGAUAUUUAGUUCUGUUGGAGAGAAGACAACAUUUUUUUCCAAAUGACCCCUCCCCUCCCUCCCCAUGACCCCCCCCCCGGCUCUGUACGGAUGGAGCGCUGCUGCGGGGUUGGGCCUGUCUGUGGACCUUGUCCUCGCCUGCCAGAUCUCUGCUGAGAGGAAGGAGGGGAGGGAAGCGGAGGGAAAGCAUCCCGCUCGUUUGUUUCUUGUCUCUUGUCUGUGUCUCUCGUCUGUCUGCCGUGAACCAGCGGGGAAGGGCAGGUGGCUCUGCGGACGCUGGGUGGCGCUGUUACGGUGGUGGGAGGAGGAAGGGUGAGGGGACACCUUCACUGGAGAUACAGACUCUGAGGUGGAUCUUCUCCGCUAACGAUGCUGCCAUCCCCUGCUGCUGCUGCUGCUGGUUCAAUGGCGUUCUGCUACCCAGACUGGAACACAAAACACACACACACACACACACACACACAUACAUACAUACAUACAUACAUACAUACAUGCAUACAUAUACCUAUUUACACACUCUUGUGAGAUAACACAACAAACUUAGACAAGUUUAAAAGAAGUGUCCUUUCUGUUUUCUGCAACUGGCGGUUGGUUCACCUUUCACAGCUCCAAGCUGUUUUUGUUUUGGGUGGUUGCUUCAUUUUCAUUUGUUAAUGUUUUUUCCACAAAACAGAUAACUUAUUUUAGCAGUCCUAUGGAGGAUCUUCAUUGCUCUCUGUUCAUAGGGAGACACCUAAUGAAUCUUACACCUGUGAUGCGAGACGGCAGAUUUAGCAUUUUACUAGUGCCCUCUAUUGGCUGUUGCAUUGGAAUGAACUGCAGAAGGCCAGAGGAACUUGGAUUGACUGAGGUGUUUGUUGGACGCCUCCUUGAAUAGUAUCAGUAUCGGCACACCCAGGCAUUUAGACGCCCUUUUGUGAAUUCAGCACGGACAGAUAAACACACACAUACACUUUGAGUCACAAAAUGUUUAUGUUUAUUUAAAAGUAUGUAAAAAGAAGUACACUGACACUUUAAUAAAGAAGAAGGCGUGAACGGAAAAAAGUGAUUGGGUAUGGGUAUUUGUUUUCAUGUUUUGUUAUUUGUUUGUUUUGGAAGGAAGGUGUUCCACCUUGUGACUGGAUUUAUGAUGUGAGAAAACUGGAUUUUUUUUUUUUUUUGAUAGACUAAAGGUAUUAUGAUGGGGAGAGAGGGGAUGGUACAAUUUUGCAGAGUAGCCUAAUGUUUGGAUUCUAAAAUGUCACAAGCGUUAUCAACCAUUCAUUCUCCUUGGUCCUCUGGCCAGUAUCUUGCAAUGCCGAUGGUCAAAAAAGCUGCCAAAAUCUACCACCAGUUGAAUUUGCAGUGUAAUGUUCUCAAUGACAGAAGGUGUAAUCUGAUGCUGUCAUUUACUUCUGUACUUCAAGUGAUCUGUGGUUGUUAUGGUGUUUAGGAAGCUUGAUAGACUUCAUCACAGAUGUUGGUUUGUUAUGUUUUCUUAGCCCAUUUCCUAACCACAUCCCCAAAAAAUGGCAUGAGAUGUUCCAAAGUGCAUUUGUUCUGAGUGACCGUCAUUGCGAUUGAGUUGAACGCCACACCUGUCUUCCCUGCUUCAGCUUCCUGACAUAUCAGACUGCUCCCUGCCACACCUCUGACUCCACCUCAUAAUUCGCUAUACAUCUUACUCACUCCCAAACCCAAGACACCAAUAGGCUGCAUCUCAGUCCUGUUGUACACAUAGCUGGUGCAGCUGGUUUGACAGCCACACCGCUCUAUACACAACUCUGAUUCAUAGUAUGUACUUCAGACUUGAUUUAUUUUUUACAUACAUACUUAAAAGAGCAGUAUAUUGUAACAACAGAACUGUCAAUGAAUGGCCUCCACAGAUUAACCCCUUUUCAUCUUUGUGUCUCUCAAUAUUUUUCUGUCCGAUUUUUUUAUUUUUUUUGGUUCCGAUCUUAUACCUGAACAGAGACUAACACAAUGAAAUUGUUUCUUCUUUGUGAUGCUGUGUUUGAGAGACUGGAGAGUUGACAUGUUAACAGGUGUGUGCCCACUGAAAGUAAAGCACUUCCUCAUUGACAACAAUGUAAUAGGACCAAACCAGAUCUUACAAUAGCUGUGAUCAUAGCAUUGGGAAAUCAAACACUUUAGUGUUACACUCCUUUCUAAAAGAACCAUGCUAAUUUUCUUUUUCUUCCAGACAAUAAAAUGAUAAUGGACAUGUUGUGUGUACUUUACAGUAGAGUGCCAGAAAGGACCCGAAACUUAGAGACUCAUUUAGCAGACUGGGUGUAGUGUUGAAAGUUCUGUAGUGUAGAGUGAGGUGAUGGGGUAAAACAGGAUGUGCCAUUGUAUUAUGUGAUCUUUGAAUUGUGCUGUUAUAUUUACCCAAACUCUGACAAACUUGUCGGUGAAUUAUCAUUUAGGUCUCCCUGUGUCUCCCUUCUCACAACCCCAGAAAAAAGACAACAAAGGUAACUUCCCAGCAGUGCAAAAUUUAUCCAUUUUAAAAAUAGUAACAAUGUAUUGCUAAGCCAGGUGUAGUGGUGCACCUGUUUGUGUGUGUUUGAUGUCUCACCAUUUUCCACAACCCUGCAUUUUCUGUUCCCUGCGGUCCGCUGUUGGCACACAAUUCCCAUCUUCCAUCAUGCCUUUGGCUGGUGUCACAAACCGAGUCCUGCCAGCAGGUCACUGCUUCGGAUAACUAUUAGUGUAUUUUUUAAAAACAGUAUGUCAGAACCCUGGUCUUUUUUGUAAUAAGAUGCUGAUUUGUGGUUGGAGGUGGCAUGGUGAACAGGGUGCUUAUUCAUCUAAAGCCGGUGUUACUGUCCUCAGCAGAAGCUACUGGAUAAACUAACCAUAGACAGCACAGCUUCUCUGGAGGAAUUGCAAGGCUUUGUGGGAGUGCAUUGCCGGCCUAUUUUAUAUGUAUAACCUACUCAAUAUCAUCAGUCUGAAGCAAGGACUCUUGUGUCAUAUGUACACUUUAGUAAGUAUGUGUGUGUGUGUGUGUGUGUGUGUGAGUGUGAUUAACACAGCAGUGUAUGGUUACUGGUCACUGGAGUGAGUGUGUGUGUGUUAUAUCAGAGUUGUCUUAAUAAUGAUUGGGGUGGGUUUAUGGGUGGGCGGGGCAAGGCCCUGUUUAUCCUGAAAUGUGAUUCAAAUGUUCAGUUGUCUUCUGAAUCAUUGAACAAGUUCACCCUGAUUAAAGCUAUAUUACUUUUCA
This is a messenger RNA of Alosa alosa (allis shad), 4960 nucleotides long. RefSeq names its product ubiquitin associated protein 1 (gene ubap1). The record is from RefSeq and is a predicted model, not a curated record. Gene Ontology annotation, molecular function: ubiquitin binding. Gene Ontology annotation, cellular component: ESCRT I complex. Gene Ontology annotation, biological process: ubiquitin-dependent protein catabolic process via the multivesicular body sorting pathway. NCBI's taxonomy places the organism in Eukaryota, Metazoa, Chordata, Actinopteri, Clupeiformes, Clupeidae.